UCUCCAGCUUGAUUUGAAAUCAAAUCAAACAAAACAAGGAGUUUUUAAGACAGUUUUUACAGUACAAUUAAUUAGUUAGACAAAAUUUUAUAAGUAUAAAAAUAAAAUCAUCCAACAAUGCCAAAACGUCGAAGAUUACUUACUACUCCUAUGAAGAAGAAAUCGAAUCAAAUCAAAAACGAUUUUACUCCAGAUAAAGAUUUACUAGUGACGCCCGAAAAAGAGGUAUCGACUGCACGAGGUCGCCUCAAAGGAGCAUUACUGGAGGCCCUGGAACCAACAGCUGAUGAUGAUUCUGAUACAUCAUAUGAACCAUCUCCUACCAAAAAAGAACGAAAGAAUAGCAAAUGGAAUGACGACUCGGAAGACGAGGAGCACUCGCGCCGUCGCAAGUCCCCCGUGCGGCAGUCGUACGUGCUCAAACUGUUUGACAGAAGUGUGGACCUCUCUCAGUUUGAGGAGGACUCCCCACUGUACCCCAUCUGCAGGGCCUGGAUCGCUAACCAGCCCAAAGCUAACUACAGUAAAUUUGGGAGAAAAGGCAAAGAUCCAGAGCCGACAGAUGACAGCAUAGAGCUCCCCGGUCCGGAAGGUGCUCCAGUCAGCCGCAUCCCGGAACUGACAGCUGAACAGAAAGCGACCAGCAUUGACAAGAUUAAAUUAGAUUAUGAAGGUAAUCCCCCCUGUCGCGAGGAGUUACUCCAAGAGCUGAGCGUCCGGUGGGCGGGAGUGAGGCAGGCGUGGCUGGACCAGGCGGCGAGGGUGGAGGCCCGCUACCAGGGCACGCAGCGGGUGCUCAACAGUAUCAAUGUCAACAACGCGUGACCUAGCAUUUUUUAAUUAUUUACCUUUUAUGAUUUAUUGUUUUUAUACUCUUGUAUGAAAUUAUAUUGAUUCCUUUGUGUACAUAUAAUCAAGAAUCGUGUGAUUAGAGCUGAUUUUGGUAACAGUUUUGAAAUGAAAAGCUUUCUUAUGAAAACCAUCUAUUUCAAUUAUAAUUUCAUCACUUACCCCUCGUUCGCAUGGGCUUUAGAUAUAUUUGUUUUUGAACGCUUUUAAAAGAAGUAACAUUCAAACUAGUCCAAUGCACAGCACUCAAAUUGCGAUAAAAAAUAAUCACAACCAAAAAUGUUGUCUAUAACGCAUUAUUUACGCGCGUUAAAAAUCGGCCUGUGCGGACGAGGGAUUACUGAUGUAUUUUGUAUAUCUUAAUUAUGCUGAUUUGAUAAAGAUAGAUUGUUUAAUGAAAGUCAUAUAUAAUAAAUGAUGAUUUAUUAAAUAAAAAAAUAUAUAAUUGUUUACGCAUGAA
Molecule: messenger RNA, 1309 nt
Organism: Plodia interpunctella (Indianmeal moth)
Lineage: Eukaryota; Metazoa; Arthropoda; Insecta; Lepidoptera; Pyralidae
Gene: mip40
Product: Myb-interacting protein 40
Exons: 6
Coding region: 118-825 (235 amino acids)
Biological process (GO): negative regulation of transcription by RNA polymerase II
Cellular component (GO): transcription repressor complex; Myb complex
Source: RefSeq, a predicted model, not a curated record